Messenger RNA from Hydra vulgaris (swiftwater hydra), 1304 nucleotides. RefSeq names its product N-myc protein. NCBI's taxonomy places the organism in Eukaryota, Metazoa, Cnidaria, Hydrozoa, Anthoathecata, Hydridae. Gene Ontology annotation, molecular function: RNA polymerase II transcription regulatory region sequence-specific DNA binding; DNA-binding transcription factor activity, RNA polymerase II-specific; protein dimerization activity. The record is from RefSeq and is a predicted model, not a curated record. Gene Ontology annotation, biological process: developmental process; regulation of transcription by RNA polymerase II.
AGUCCCAUAAUGCAAUUUAAGAAAACUGAGUUGCUCUUCCGAACGAAAUAAAAAUAAAGUUUGAAAACUCAAGAAAAUACAUGGUGGUUAUGACUCCAAAUAUGACCGAUAAAAAAGGACUAAAAAAUACAAGCAAUGAAGAAACAAAAAAGAAAGUGGAACUUGAAAUUAAAAAUGAAAAUUUAAAGCCCGAGGUUUUUGAAACGUUUUUACCGACAACGAUUAGUUACCACUCGAAUUGUUUACCAGACGCGAUUUUUCUUACGACGUCCAACGGUCAGUUAAUCACAACAUCUACAAUAAAUUACUCAAUAUUUUUGACAGACAUUACUUCUUCAUCCGUUACAAACAAACAAGAAACUAAAAAAGAUAAAGACGAGGAACAUCUUAUAGCUGCAGCUGCGACGCCAUCUGCAAGUCAACUGUGUUCAUCUGCAACGAGCAAAGAAGAAAACAUAUUCUCACCAAAGUUUCCAUUUUUAACAACAAGUUCACAAAGCGAUAACAACAUUACAAAAACAUUUGCUCCAGUUUUCAGUUUAUCCAAUCCAUUACUUGCACCGAACCUUGCAAUACCCAUUUACAACACUCAGCCAACUACUACAGGUGUUGGUGAUUCUUUUAAAAAUAUAUUUGUUACUACACCACAAGCAAAACCAAACCCUUCUAAAUCUAAAGAAUCAGGUAACUCAGAGAGUGACAGCCAUAAUAUGGCAACUUCACGGGGCAGAAAACGUACUGCUCAAUCUCGUUUGCCAGCUAAACUUAAAGAACCAGCGGCAGUUGCACGCAGAAAUGCACGUGAAAGAAGACGCGUAAAAAUGGUUAAUGAUGGCUUUUUAAGAUUGCGAAGACAUGUUCCGACUGAUCCUAAAAACAAAAAGCUAUCUAAAGUUAAAACACUUCGUUUAGCAAUAGAGUAUAUUCAUCAUUUGCAACACUUACUCCAAGUUGACAAUUGUUCUCAACAAACUCUGCAAUUAGUUGCAAAUAUUUCUCAAGUGUCUUCAUUCGAUGACAUAGACGGUGGGAAUGCAUGGCUGAACACUGAAGCUAUGAACCGAGUUAACAGAGAAAUGGAUGAAGACAUAUUUCAAACUAUUGAUCCUGCGCGUUUGCGAACAAACUAUACGGAUUAUAUUACUAGGUGAGAUUUGUGAAGUCAAUGCAAACUGCAAACAGUUCGCACAUUUUUUUUUUUUUUAAUAAAUUUUGUUUAUAGAAAUAAUUAAUCUUUAAUUUAUAUAAAAGACUUUUUAUAAAAAAAUAAUUUAUAACAUUGUAAAAAAAUAAAAUGAAUAAAU